This is a messenger RNA of Parastagonospora nodorum SN15, 588 nucleotides long. RefSeq lists its product as hypothetical. The record is from RefSeq and is a predicted model, not a curated record. The transcript is spliced from 2 exons. NCBI's taxonomy places the organism in Eukaryota, Fungi, Ascomycota, Dothideomycetes, Pleosporales, Phaeosphaeriaceae. The coding region runs from base 1 to 588 and encodes 195 amino acids.
AUGAUCGUCAUGCUCGGCAGCUUGCUCGCCCUGGUCUCUGGCGAUUGCAAGCCGAAGCCGGCCCCAGAUGAGAUAUUCGACAUCUUCUACAAGCCGAGUGAUAAAUGGGAUUUGGAUACUUCUACUGGCACGCAUGGUUGCGAGAUUGCCGUGCCCUUUGACAAGCCUCGCAUCCACCCAUGCCCAGGCAACAAUGGCUUCAACGUCUGGAACUUUAAUGCGUACAACCCAGACAACUUCAACGAAACUAUAGCCUGGUCAUACCUCCUUGGAGUUGGGAACGCUUAUCCAUUCCAAGGUGGUACAGCAGGAUUCAUUUGGGUGAAUGUGGAAAUUAGCUUUGCUAAUGGCUUCUGGCUCCGGGCCAAAAUGGAAAACGGCCGGCCUCCGGGCGAGACGGGUCACGCAAACAUUUCAACUUCAGGUGCCGGUUCUACAGCUCGUUGGGGCAUAAUCCCAUUGGGGUGGAACAUCACCAAAAAUGGCGAGAUUCACACCCAUCGUGAAGAGCAUGGGAAGUAUCAAUUGGGCCUCACUGGAACCAUGGACAUGAAGGCAAUCUUCGAUGCCCAAGCCAAACCCGCGUGA